Messenger RNA from Brenthis ino (lesser marbled fritillary), 273 nucleotides. The record is from the annotation of a GenBank genome assembly. NCBI's taxonomy places the organism in Eukaryota, Metazoa, Arthropoda, Insecta, Lepidoptera, Nymphalidae.
AUGUCAUACGCAAAAAUUCAUGAAUCUUUUGUUCGAAAUCAAAUUUGGGGAUUCAAUCCUUCUGAAUCAAUUCGUUUUGCUGGACACGUUCCAUACGGCUUUCAACGUUUUGGCGAGUCUUCAAAGAAGCUCACCAACUCUGCGCUUUGCGAUUUCUCGUCUAACUAUAGACGAAGGCAAAGUACUGAAUGGGCGCCAGUAAAUGUUGUCAAUUGUGACUUGUGUUUGACUUAUUACGUCAUGAUGUGUCAAGUCAGCUGUCAAUUAUCAUGU